UGGCGGCUGUUUUUCAUUUGCUGUCGUGCCGCAGAUACGUUUGUGGUGAUCGCGAUUGCCGUGGUUAUAUAAAGAAAACGCACACAAGUGGCCACCGCGUUCAGUCUUUCGGCUCUUUCCCCAUCUAGUUGAUCCGGUGGUGCGUGUCACAUGUCAGCUUUAGCACAGGUCUCUUCCAUUUUUGUUAUGACUUAUUCAUGUUACGCCUAGUACCACCGCAAACCGAGAAAGACAGCAACUCAUAUGUGAUCAACUUUUUUGCUGGUGAAUUGCUCUAUAGUUGAACUGAACAUUUCUGGAAAGGGGUAACCGAAUACCCUCCCAUCUUUUCAGCAGUGCAGACCCGCCUCCACAAUAAAAGUGCCCUAAAAAAUAAUUUCUUUUGGGGAUUCGCUUUACAAACUUAAUAACUCCACCCCUCGUCGUACAUACCUUCAGGGAACUGUGAACCAACCCAGUAUUAUUCGAUUCCCUGAAGAUGAUCCUGUUCUCCUCCUCCCAUCAUGUUGAUGACACACAAGAUGUAAAACAAAAGAAUAUUACGUGCACCAUUUUUACGUCAAGUCGUGGGGUAAACAUUUUGGCUACGUCAUAGUAAGGGGAAUGAUGUUGCAAUCAAACCAAGGAGCUGUUUCCUCGGUAUAAUCAGACAAAGUGACAAGAGACAGUGUCGGAAGAAACCUCGCUUGGCACCGCCCUUUUGUGUACUAUGUAACACGUGAUGUAUGUGUUAUGUGGAAGGGAGCGUCGUCUUCGGUCGAGAAAGAAAUGGAAAAGAAAAGACUAUCGGAUCGCGCGCGCAAGGGCACAACCCCCAAACACACACACAGCUUCCUACGGGAGCAGAAGGACUCGCUCUCUUCAGGCACUUAAACAUACGCAUCCAGCAGGUCUUCUUUUUCAGUCGAAUCUGCUGGUGGAUGCCGCUCGGACCUUCACAAAAUUCUUCCUAGCGUCACAUAAUUCGCCAAUCGUUUCGACUUGUCACGCUGAACGUUCAAAAAGUGCGCUCUUAAUCGACUUGUGUCGUCGUUGUUGUUGUUUUCUUGUCGCACGUGGGACAAAAUCAAAUCAAAAAUUUUGAAAUCGUUGGAAAAUAGAGAACAGCGCAGUUUUAUUUUUAUUAAUAAUGACGGUUCAAGUGGGCUUCAACAGCGCGUUGUCUGGCUUCACCCAGGACUUAUUGAACGUCUAAAAAAAGAAGAGAUUAUUUUUGUUGGCUCUUCAUUAGAUUUUCUCGGAGUCGCUUCGGAAGCCAAAUCUCAGCAACAGAUCCCCUACUACUCCAUUGUGUUCAGCUGCUUGUGGUGGGCGGAAGUAAUCGGCUAAAAUGUACGGGCUUCUGUUGGAAAGUCUGGCUUGUUACAUCAAAGAAAAUUACGGUGAAGAGAAAUGGGAGGAGAUUCGACGAGCAGCCGCCGUCGAACAGACCUCUUUUUCCACUCAUCAAGUCUACCCCGAGAAUUUGAUUCCGAGAUUGUCGGCAAAAGCCAUCGAGUUGCUCCAGGUGCCCGAACAUGAAUUCAUGGCUCUUAUGGGAGAAUACUUUGUGGAUUUCGUCGGGCAAUACGGCUACGAUCGAGUGCUUUCCGUCCUCGGCCGUCACAUGCGGGAUUUCCUGAAUGGAUUAGAUAAUUUGCACGAGUAUUUGAAGUUCUCUUACCCGAGAAUGAGAGCGCCAUCCUUCUUCUGUGAGAACGAGACAAGUACUGGACUGACACUUCACUACCGGUCAAAGAGACGCGGUUUUGUUCACUACACAAUGGGCCAAAUCAAACAGGUUGGCAAGGAAAUCUACAAAUUGGACGAUGUGGAUAUCACGAUCAUCAAGGAAGAAAUGUCGUUCGACAUGCAUGUAGUGACGUUCAAUCUCAAGUUCGACAAUCGAGCCUUUUCCACGCUGACGGCCCUGGAUCGCGAGGAUCAAUGCUUGCCCCUCAAAGCAUCCAUCUUUAUCGACAUCUUUCCGUUCUGCAUCCUUUUCGGAUCCGACAUGAUCAUUAAAAACAUCGGGAAUUCGUUGGCCCACAUUCUACCCGAAUUGAUCGGUCAGGAUAUUUCCGAAGUCUUCGACCUAACCCGCCCCCUCGUCGACUUCAAAUUCACAUCGAUAUUGAAACGAACCAACAACAUUUUCGAGCUUGUGUCUCACAAGUCGUUGGUAAUCGGUGGUUCCAACGAAAUAGGAGACACCGACUGCGAGGACAGCAGUAGAAAGAUCCAUUUAAAAGGACAAAUGCUCUACAUGGAAGAAUGGAAGAUGAUCGUCUUUCUAGGCACGCCACAGAUGAAUGAUCUGGACGCCAUGAUCCGGGUUGGACUCUUUAUCAACGAUUUAUCCAUGCACGAUUUUUCCAGGGAUUUGAUGAUGGCCGGUACGCAGCAGUCGGUCGAAUUGAAAUUGGCACUUGACCAAGAACAGCAGAAAUCUAAGAAACUGGAAGAGUCCAUGAAAAAACUCGACGAAGAAAUGAAGCGCACCGACGAGCUUCUUUAUCAAAUGAUACCCAAGCUCGUGGCUGAUCGGCUUCGCAAAGGAGAAAAUCCCGUUGAUACGUGCCAGGUCUUUGAAUGUGUAACGAUCCUGUUCAGCGACGUGGUGACAUUUACAGAAAUCUGUAGCCGAAUCAGUCCGAUGGAAGUCGUCUCGAUGCUCAACUCCAUGUACUCCAUCUUUGAUCGACUCACCGAGCUCAAUGGCGUCUACAAGGUGGAGACCAUUGGUGAUGCUUACAUGGCCGUGGGAGGGGCCCCCGUCAAAGAUGUCCUUCAUGCUGCCCGCACGUGUGAUAUGGCAAUGGACAUGGUUGAUGCUAUUCAAGAUCUGACUGAUCCGUCUACAGGACAACAUCUGAGCAUCAGAGUCGGCGUUCACUCGGGUGCUGUUGUAGCGGGCGUCGUUGGACUCAAAAUGCCGCGCUACUGCCUCUUCGGUGACUCUGUCAAUACGGCCUCGAGAAUGGAGUCGACGAGCGAGCCGAUGAAAAUCCACAUUUCGCAGACGACCUACGAACUGCUCGGGCCCGACUAUUUAGCUGCAGAUCGUGGCGAGAUUGUCGUCAAAGGGAAAGGUCAGAUGAAGACGUACUGGUUGACAGGGAAGAAAGGACGGUGCGCUUCGGACAGAUCCGGUAGAAUUUCCGCUGUUCCGGAAGAAUUGCUGGCGGAAAGCAGAGCGGGAUCAUCUAUGAAUCGGAGAUACAGUCCCGUCACCAUGGACGAUGUCACCGUGGCUCGCAAAGGUGCGGUUACGAGCGGUAUGAGCAACCGGAAUAUUAGUCCGGUUUCGUUGGUUACUUCAGGAGGCGGAAGUACAAAUGAAGUGAUUCCACAUCAGAAUCGACGUAGUCUCAAAGAAAUGGAGAAGGCUUUACAAACGACACUCCAUUCGUCGUCGGCCAAGAGCAAGUUGUACGAAAAUGUAGUUCGAAGUAUCACCCCAAGUGGCAGCAGUCAUUCGGCGAUGCCAACGACCCCAUCGCCUUUGACUUUAUCGUCCAAGCCGGCGGCCAAAAAGUUCGAUCUAAAAUUCAUCUGCCCUCAUGCAGGCAAGGCUUUAGCCUCGAAGAAAUCGCCCAGCGGAGGAAUGAGCAAUCCCAAGGCGCCGUCGACGCCACCAGCCUCUUCGUUCCCGCUAGUUUCCAAAUUAAACUGUGCCCCACCAGACAUAACCGUCGGCCACAAUGGCAUAAAAAAGGAUUCGACAGCUGGUCUCCUCACACCCAAAACUCGCUCAGAUGGUUUCAUGGGCUUGUCAUUCAACUUACCCGGUGAUCCGGCAAUCGAUGGCGGAACUCACGACGGAAGUACCGCGGCGACGGCUGCGGCCGUUUCAGCUGCUGCCACCGCCAUGGCUUCUGGUCUAGGCAACGAAUUUUGCUGUCCAACUUUUGGAGUUCGGCCUCCAAGACUUACUGUGACCGUUACGUCUGCUAACGGGGACCCUAGAAGUGCGACGUGCUCUAUCCUGUGAGCUUCUGUUAACGUUAAUUCAAUUGGAGGGAAAGGCAAGUUUUAACGGGGUAUUAGAGAAACAAACAAGCUAUCCAAUCAGUCAAAGUAGAAGUAAAAAGGAAACAAGGUACACUCACUUGGCAUCCAAUCCACGAACGCUUAUCGAUUCCUUGACGUCUACACAUUCCAUCAAUCUGUCGAUCCUACGCAGCUACUGAACGUCAAACUAGAGAAAAAAAAGGCUAUCCUAACCGAAAGAUUGAGUUAUUUUGCAAUAUGUUAGUGCGCGCGUAGUUGUUCAGACUUUGAGAUGAUGGAGUGAUCAAUAUGGUGUCGUUCCUAAUGACAAAAUGCCCGUCCCAAGUAUCAUUGUUUUCUGGUCCCCUUGAACCCCCUCAAAAAGAGAGAAAACCGAGCAACGUAACAUUUUUACAGAAAAUUAUAUUUGGUCAAUUUCUUAUACUUGUAUGAUCUUUUCAA
Molecule: messenger RNA, 4434 nt
Organism: Daphnia pulicaria
Lineage: Eukaryota; Metazoa; Arthropoda; Branchiopoda; Diplostraca; Daphniidae
Gene: Gyc88E
Product: soluble guanylate cyclase 88E-like
Exons: 17
Coding region: 1331-3973 (880 amino acids)
Biological process (GO): response to oxygen levels; cGMP biosynthetic process; nitric oxide-cGMP-mediated signaling
Cellular component (GO): guanylate cyclase complex, soluble
Molecular function (GO): heme binding; oxygen sensor activity; guanylate cyclase activity
Source: RefSeq, a predicted model, not a curated record